Aspergillus lentulus is the source of this 1614-nucleotide messenger RNA. The record is from RefSeq and is a predicted model, not a curated record. NCBI's taxonomy places the organism in Eukaryota, Fungi, Ascomycota, Eurotiomycetes, Eurotiales, Aspergillaceae.
AUGAGCAGCGUCAAAGAAUACUUCAAUAACUGGCCGAACGACGAAGGACCAGUUGAACUCUCCUUGACCGGUCAAAUCCCUGCCUACGCGGCGGGUGUACUCUAUCGCACGGGUCCAGGGAAAUAUACAGUUAACACGGAGAACGGAGACACGUUCAAGAUAUCCCACUGGUUUGACGGCUUCAGCCAGACUCAUCGAUUCCAGAUCUUGGCUCCAGAUGAGUCCCACCCGUCCACACGCGUAUUCUACAACUCCCGUCUCUCAACAGAUUUGUUGAUCGAGGAAGUGAGAAUGACCGGCUCCUUCGAGAAACUCAGCUUUGGUCAAAAGCGAGAUCCUUGCAAGACUGUCUUCCACAAAGUGCAGACAUCUUAUUCCCCGGCAAAUGAACCAUCCUCUCACAACAUUGGAGUGACGCUGUCUGUCAACAUGCCUGGUCUUGGCCACGAGACCGGUGACCGCUGGACGACAGAUUCCGGAAUCAAGACUCUGUAUGCCAAGACUGAUGCCAGCAGCUACAAGCAAAUCGAUCCGGAGACUCUGGAGCCUAUUGGACUCGCUGCGCAAAAGGAUCUGCAUCCUGAUCUGACCGGCCCAUUGUCGGCUGCUCAUGCCAGAUCCGACCCAGUCACAGGGAACGUAUAUAACUUCAACCUAGCAUUUGGCCCUGAAGGAUCCAUCUACCGCAUCUUCUGUGUGUCUGCUUCAACGAGCACCACGUCGAUCCUAGCCCAGUUUCCUGGAACCCCGGCGUAUCUGCAUUCGCUGCUAAUAACUGAAGACUACGUGAUCCUCUGUGUGUGGAACUCGCACAUCGAGCCAGCAAAGAUCAAAGCUUCUUUCAUUGAAGCCAUUCAACAGUUCAACGCAUCGAAGCCUGCAACAUGGUACGUCGUCGACCGCAAGGGCAGCCGAGGUCUUCUCGCGACGUACCAAAGCCGGCCAUUUUUCUGCUUCCACACCAUCAAUGCGUGGCAGGAACCUUCUGCUGACGACCCCAACCAAACGGACAUCGUCGCCGAACUGAUCAUGUUCGAUGACCUCGGCAUCCUCGAGAAAUUCUACUACGAGAACAUGCUUUCUUCGUCUCCCAGCGCAAAGGCAUUUGUCCAGGGCAAGCGGGAUGGGUGUCGUUCAGCGCUGACCAGCUUCCGGCUUGCGGGCAUUCCUUCGGCUCCAACAUCAGAGGUCAAAGAGGCAUCAGUCAACUGGACAGCCUGCAAGGGCUACGCUCCUGAGCUGCCUACCCUGAACCCAAGAUAUGUCACGCAGAAGCAUCGGUACACCUAUGCCAUGACUGACCGCGACGAAUCGACGUUCUUCGACGGCAUCAUGAAAUACGAUAGCGUGGCUAAAGAGACUAUCGUCUGGAAACAGCAUGGACAGUCGCCAGGAGAAGCAAUCUUUGUCGCUGAUCCUGCAGGCACCAAUGAGGAUGAUGGUGUCCUUCUGAGUGUUGUGCUGGAUGGUAAAACCCGGAAAAGCUACUUGCUUUGUCUGGAUGCGCGGGAUAUGUCCGAGCUGGGUAGAGCGCAUCUCAACGGCCCGGUGGGCUUUGGGUUUCAUGGCCAGCAUGUUCCUGCGCGUGGAGGGCUGCCAACGGGGGAUUACUAG